This is a messenger RNA of Penicillium robsamsonii, 360 nucleotides long. RefSeq lists its product as uncharacterized. The transcript is spliced from 4 exons. Lineage: Eukaryota; Fungi; Ascomycota; Eurotiomycetes; Eurotiales; Aspergillaceae. The coding region runs from base 1 to 360 and encodes 119 amino acids. The record is from RefSeq and is a predicted model, not a curated record.
AUGGCUACCCUAAACGAGGAAGCAGCUCACCUGCGUAAAGCAGAAGACUCUUGUGAACGCAAUGGUGCAAAGGAAGCGCUAAAGGAUUGCCACAUCUGCCGAAGUUGCAACCAUGCUGGUCUUGAAUACCCAUUGAACACCCUUUAUGGGGUUAGGGAUGGCCCGAUGACUUUCCAGACCGAGCAGCGCCGGGCUACUGGAGUCGAAGUUCCUAUCUACAAGAGACUCUCCGGUUUGUCAUCCACCGGUGCCAUUUACGCCUCGCGCAUUGCGAUGCGUGGACUCCACACUCCCAUUGCUUGUUCCACCACGCACGGCGUCACAACACAUUGGUCCCUCGUAGGCGAUAAAGCCUGGUAA